CUCAUGCCCCAAACUCAAGCUGAGCAAAUUUGUGAGGUUUGGAGUAGCAGGCAAGACCUUUGGUGCUGGUGCUCGUCUCUGGGAGUUGCUCCUUGCAGCUCUUGAUGCUGUUGGAGGAUUUUUCCCAGCCAUGGUACAUUCAGGCAGUGGGGGCACCCAGGAGACAAGCUCACAGCAGUAGAGGACAUGGCAUCAGGUGCCAAAGAAGACAUGGAGGAAAGCAGCUGUGCUGAAAGUGGUGGCAGCCUGAGCCAGCUGCCACAGGCAGGACCGCUGGAGGCAGCAGAAGACUCCCAGUGCCCCAUCUGCCUGGGGCACAUGAAGAAUCCGGCCUACGUGACCUACUGCAUGCACAAAUUCUGCUCUCAGUGCAUCUGGCAGUGGGCCAUGGGGAACGACAACUGCCCCGUGUGCAGGCAGCCCAUGGAGAAGCUGCUGCACUCAGUGCGAGGGGACCGCGACUACGAGGAGUGCGAGAUCGGCCUGCUCGCCCGCCUGCGGAGCGUGAUGGCCGAGCAGUGGGGCCUCCAGGCACUCCCUGCAGAGAUGCUACAAGAAGCAUGGGUGGCCCAUGACCAACAGCCCUUGGCUGGCAGAAGAGGCCUCCUGGGGACUGAGAGUGCCCAGAGGCAGGAGGCAGCUCCAGGGCCCUCCAAUGCUCCUUCCCAGCAGGCUCCCACAUCCAGUGCUUCCUAUGAGACAGCCCCACCGAGGGCAGGCGAGUGUCCGGCUGGCCCUGCUGCUCCCCUGGACCCACACAAUGGCACUGUGUAGCUUUGGCCCCUCAGCAAUCCCCCCUCUCCUGCACAAUAAACAGCAUGGUUCUUUCCAGCACA
Molecule: messenger RNA, 836 nt
Organism: Chiroxiphia lanceolata (lance-tailed manakin)
Lineage: Eukaryota; Metazoa; Chordata; Aves; Passeriformes; Pipridae
Product: putative E3 ubiquitin-protein ligase RING1a
Exons: 2
Coding region: 187-774 (195 amino acids)
Biological process (GO): protein monoubiquitination; protein polyubiquitination
Molecular function (GO): ubiquitin protein ligase activity; metal ion binding
Source: RefSeq, a predicted model, not a curated record